Messenger RNA from Diprion similis, 423 nucleotides. RefSeq names its product omega-conotoxin-like protein 1. The record is from RefSeq and is a predicted model, not a curated record. Bases 156 to 383 code for a protein of 75 amino acids. Lineage: Eukaryota; Metazoa; Arthropoda; Insecta; Hymenoptera; Diprionidae. The transcript has 3 exons.
AGAUCGCCUUUGUGUGGGAGAAACCUGAGAGGCUAUAAGAAGGCUAAGAGCAGCGGUCGAGAAGUCAGUGCGACUUAAUUUUCAACGAGAAGAACAUCUGGAGGAGAAAUAAGGAGAGAAAAACUAGAAAAAGGAGAUACGCCAAGAAAUCGAGAAUGUCGAAGCUGCUGUUUUACGUUUGCAUAGCUCUGCUCGUCGGAACCGUUAUAUCGGCAUCGACCGGCCAAAGACCGGGAAGCAGUGCUGGACCAACAUGCAAGAGCCACGGUGAUCCGUGCAACACGCAGAACGAGUGCUGCGCAAAUACAAGGUGCAACAAGUACGCUCACAGGUGUCAAGUGAUUAUAACCGAAGCAGAUCUGACCAAGAAGAAACCUAAUUAAUCGUUGAAAAUUAUUAUUUCCAAAUAAUGGUGACUUUCAU